CUCAUUCAAAUAUUUGUCUUCUCUCCGCAGUAAUUUACACUAAAAAUCAAAAUUAUCACAGAAAAUCGGCGUAAAAUUGACCCAUUUACUCAUUUCUCGAAACGUAUCGUAUCCAGCAAACAUCAAAACAGAUUUCCGGGAAAUUUUCUUUCAACAAAUCAUUGAAAUUGGAUAAAAAUCGACCGAAAAUAAUAAAAAAUUAAAAAGUGGGUCACGAUCAAACGAUACGUAACAAUAUCGGGUCAAUGUUCGUUCACACUCAUCCAAACUCUUCUUCGUCACAUUCCUCAGCGACAACAAGUGCAAGUUUAUGAAAGUUUUUGACAAUGAAAUCGAUUCAUUAACACCAUUUUUGUUGAGUUUUGCAUAGAAAAAUUUAAAAAAUUUAUCGUUUACCUGAAAAAAAGUUACCGACGUACAAAAAAAAUGAAACUGUGGCCAUUACGGCGAAUCGUCAAAUACGGGAUUGCGAGUUCGGCGGUAGUUGGAACGGGUUUCAGCUUAGCAGCGAACGACUACAACCUCAAUUCCAUCGGGAUAGUGCGUUUAACGCGUGCGGCAAUCACUGUUUUUGACAUCGCUCAUACCUACAAAACCAAAUUAUAUUACAAAGAAUGGGAUAAGGCGAGUCCCGAGUACUUACAGAAGAAAAGUGAGGUUCAUUAUAUUGCAGCGGCGCGUUUGCUGGAGUUGUGUCGCACGAACAAAGGAGUUUAUAUCAAAAUUGGACAACAUGUUGGUGCCUUGGAGUAUCUCCUGCCGAUGGAAUAUGUGAAAACGAUGAAAGUUUUGCACUCAAAUGCCCCCGAAAACACCGUUGAAGACCUUUACAAGGUCAUUCGGCAAGACUUACGUGUCGAUCCGGAAGAGCUUUUCACGUCUUUCAGCGAAAAACCGCUCGGAACAGCAUCUUUGGCGCAAGUUCAUCGUGCCACGCUCAAGGAUGGACGAGAAGUUGCCGUUAAAGUGCAACAUCCAUACGUUCGGGGCAACUCUAUUGUCGAUAUCAAGACCAUGGAAUGCCUUGUCAAGAUCAUGGAAUGGGUUUUUCCCGAUUUUAAGAUGCAAUGGUUGGUUGACGAGUCGAAAAAAAAUCUCCCCAUGGAGUUGGAUUUCGUUCACGAAGGCAGAAAUGCGGAAAAAUGCGCAAAAAUGUUCCACGAAUACGAUUGGCUUGUCGUUCCGAAGAUUUUUUGGGAGUAUUCAACCUCUCGAGUACUCGUCAUGGAAUACGUCGAAGGCGGACAAGUCAACGAUUUGGACUAUAUCCAACGAAAUAACAUCAACGUGAUGGAAGUCACGGAAAAAUUGGGCAAAUUAUAUUCCCAAAUGAUCUUUAUCGACGGUUAUGUGCACUCUGAUCCCCAUCCAGGCAACAUUUUGCUCCGAAAAAACGAAAAAACCGGCAAAACUGACGUACUUUUGCUCGAUCACGGACUUUAUGCGAACCUCACGAACAAAUUUCGGUACGAAUAUUCCAAACUGUGGCUCAGUAUCUUGAGUGUCGAUCGUCAGGGCAUGCGAUAUCACGCCAAUAAUCUCGGAGUUGAGGGAAAUUUGUAUGGAUUGUUCGCCUGUAUGCUCACGGGAAGGCCUUGGGAGAGUGUCAUGAAGGGUGUAGGCAAUGUUGAACAAACUGACGACGAAAAGGAGUUGCUGCAAAAUAAUACUUCGGCAGUAAUUAAUUACAUUGCGGAAAUUUUGCAGAAUAUGGAUCGACAGUUGUUGCUCGUUAUGAAGACAAAUGAUUUAAUAAGAAGCAUUGAGACGAACCUCAAGACGCACAAUCGCAUGACGGCGUUCUGGGUGAUGUCGAAAUGUUGCAUAAAAUCCAUUUUUAAUGAGGAUUACAGGCAGGCGACGACAAGAUGGGAGAGAUUUACGAUACGAUUGAAGGAGACGUGGACUUUGCUGAAGCUGAAUGUUUUUUAUUUCUACAUGGGAUUGCGGAGGAUGGACUUGAAACGCUCACUUAAAGCCUUGACGUUAUAAGUUUUUGUUUUUUUUUAUGUUUAUGGAAGUUUGAGAGAUUCGAUGGAAAAUGUUACAAUUUUUUUUUAAUUAUUUGAGAAUUUUUUCUUCAUUGAAGAAGUUGGAUUUGAAAAAAAUCGUAAAAAUUAAGGUUAAAGUUGAGAAAUUUUUAAAAAAAAGUUUAAAGUCACGUUAAAAAUAAUUUUAAAUAUUAAAUUUAAAAAAAAGAAAAAAAAUCUGAUCAAAUGAGACAAAAUUUAGAAAAUUUUAUA
Culicoides brevitarsis is the source of this 2243-nucleotide messenger RNA. RefSeq names its product aarF domain-containing kinase 1 (gene Adck1). Bases 427 to 1992 code for a protein of 521 amino acids. Lineage: Eukaryota; Metazoa; Arthropoda; Insecta; Diptera; Ceratopogonidae. The record is from RefSeq and is a predicted model, not a curated record. Gene Ontology annotation, molecular function: ATP binding; protein kinase activity. The transcript is spliced from 2 exons. Gene Ontology annotation, biological process: protein phosphorylation.